AUACAACUCCCCAAUAUCCAUUCAUCCCUCAUUCUCACUGGGUUUAUAGUUAUGUGUAACUGUCACUGUACCUGCCGGAUGUAUCACAAUCUCCUGCACAUAGAGUGGCUGGGGGCCCGGCUGCUGGGAGUAGAUGUUCUGACCCGUUGGCACAGAGUUCCAGGCUAUUCUAAGCGCAGAGAGCAGCUAUUCUAGUCGCAGGGCUCAGCCAAUCACUGCCCGGCAGGACACACAGGGAUCAUAUGAAGGUACCAGUAGUCACCGGACCCCCCCCGGUACCAGACCCAGACAGCAGUGCUCAGAUACAAACAAGCGGCUGCACUGAGCCCUACACCUCAGAGUGGGUCCCACAGAACCAAGUAGAACCCUCAGGCGUUGGAGUGUAGGAGUCGGGGAGUCCAGAACGUGUAACUGGAACAUUCCCGUUGGGGUGCAUAACGUGGCACCCCCCGGGCACAGGGCAAGUGGAUCGUUCCGCCUGACUCAGGUACUGACCCAAUGGCCUCUCUGUGCCGGAGAUUUGGGUUUCACUUCCCUUGUACUAAAGGCAGAACGGAAAGAGGAAUCCUCUCUGCUCUCUGGCACAGUCCCCUGGUACCGAGGGCCCAACUGGCGACCCAGGAUGCUGGUACCGGCCAGGAUCAGCCAAUGACUGAGGGGCACAGUCCCCUGGUACCGAGGGCCCAACUGGCGACCCAGGAUGCUGGUACCGGCCAGGAUCAGCCAAUGACUGAGGGGCAAAGUCCCCUGGUACCAAGGGCCCAACUGGCGACCCAGGAUGCUGGUACCGGCCAGGAUCAGCCAAUGACUGAGGGGCACAGUCCCCUGGUACCGAGGGCCCAACUGGCGACCCAGGAUGCUGGUACUGGCCAGGAUCAGCCAAUGACUGAGGGGCACAGUCCCCUGGUACCGAGGGCCCAACUGGCGACCCAGGAUGCUGGUACUGGCCAGGAUCAGCCAAUGACUGAGGGGCACAGUCCCCUGGUACCGAGGGCCCAACUGGCGACCCAGGAUGCUGGUACCGGCCAGGAUCAGCCAAUGACUGAGGGGCACAGUCCCCUGGUACCGAGGGCCCAACUGGCGACCCAGGAUGCUGGUACCGGCCAGGAUCACCAUGAGACGGUCGGUACCAAAGCGCAACUGUGGGGCCGGUACCAUGAGAUGAAGAAGCUCAUUCACGAUCUGCUCCCCCCGGGGGUGUGCAACCUGCUGAACCCCAAUAUGAUCUGCGCCAACAAUGAGAUCAGCCUGGCAGAGAUUGAAAUCUACGGCUUCGACUACGACUACACGUUGGCGCAAUACUCCGACGCCCUGCAUCACAUGAUCUUCAGCACCGCCAGGGACCUCCUCAUCCAGCACUACAGGUACCCCGAGGGGAUCGGCAGAUAUGAGUAUAUCCCGGGAUUCGCCAUCAGGGGGCUCCACUACGACAUCCAGAAGAGCCUUCUGAUGAAGAUCGACGCGUUUCAUUACGUUCAGUUGGGAACGGCCUACAGGGGUUUAAACCCGGUUCCUGAUGAAGAACUGAGAGAUUUAUAUGGGGGAACCCAACACAUUCCCCUCUUCCAGAUGAGUGAUUUCUAUGGGAAGGGUCCGUCGAUGAAGCAGUUCAUGGAUGUCUUCUCGCUGCCGGAGAUGUGUCUCAUCUUGUCCGUCACCGAUUUCUUUAUCAGCAAUAACAUUGAGUUUGACCCGGUGCAUCUCUACAAGGACAUCACGGAUUCCAUAAAAGAUGUUCAUGUGAGGGGGCUGGUCUACACGUGGAUCGAGAAGGACAUGGAGCACCGGAUUCUCCAUGGGGACGAGGUCUACGCGGUGCUAAACAGACUCUUGAACCACAAGAAGAAACUUUUCCUCAUCACCAACAGCCCCUUCAGCUUUGUGGAUAAAGGGAUGAAGCACAUGGUGGGCGGGGACUGGCGGGAUCUCUUCGAUGUGAUCAUUGUAAAGGCCGACAAACCCGCCUUCUUCACUGAUUGGCGCAAGCCGUUCCGGAGACUGGAUGAGAAGGGGGCGCUGCAGUGGGACAAGAUUAAUUGCCUGGAAAAAGGCAAAAUUUACAAACAGGGGAACCUGUUUGAGUUCCUUCAGCUGACCGGCUGGAGGGGAUCCAAGGUGCUUUAUUUCGGGGACCAUCUGUACAGUGACCUGGCUGACCUGAUGGUGAGACACGGCUGGAGGACCGGCGCCAUUGUCCCGGAGCUGGAGGCCGAGAUUCGGAUAAUAAACAGUGAGCAGUACAUGCACUCACUCACCUGGCAGCAGGCACUCACCGGCCUCCUGGAGAGAAUGCAGAUGCACCAAGAUGCCGAGUCCAAGCAGGUUCUUCUGGAAUGGCUGCAGGAGCGUCAGGAGCUCAGGGCCCUCACCAAGAACCUGUUCAACCCCCAGUUCGGCAGCAUUUUCCGCACGUUCCACAAUCCCACCUACUUCUCCCGCCGGCUGGUCCGCUUUUCUGAUAUUUACAUGUCCUCUAUCAGCUGCUUGUUGAACUAUGAUAUCAACUUCACCUUCUACCCCCGCCGGACCCCCCUGCAGCACGAAGCCCCCCUCUGGAUGGACCAGCUCUGCACCGGCUGCAUGAAGACCCCCUUCCUGGAUGAAAUGGUACAAAUCCGAUGAUGUAAGCAGUAAGGUCCAAUCCAAUGCCAGUGACCCAAGUGCAUCAUGGGCAGGCCAGACCCGUUUCCUGUUAAUUAUUGGCACAUUGGUUCUGUUUCCUCUCUAAUUGGGUUCCCUAAUAAAGUCCGGCCUCCAGUAAUUACACCGCCGCACCAAUAAUGCAACUGGAUCUCCUCACUUUGCCCAAUUUAUAAGGCGCUUCAGCUUCCCCUUAACCCCCAAAACUCUUCUUUCCCAUUUCAGACCCGGCAGAACCUCCUAUUUCCUGGGGGAGGAUGAAGGGAUUCUCUUUUCCCAUUUCCGUUACACCCUGCAUGGUGGGUGUGACUUAACAUUUAUGACACAUGAUCAGGGGGUCUUCCCCAAAGAGAAAUUGUGGCCCAGUGAUACCCACGGGCCAAUAGACUGCAUUUGAGAAAAUAUUUGGGCUUAAAGGAUAAGGAAAGGCAUUUUGCUGCCACAUUAGUGCCACCUAGAACCCUAUAUUUAUUCUGCAGAAAGCUU
Molecule: messenger RNA, 3126 nt
Organism: Xenopus tropicalis (tropical clawed frog)
Lineage: Eukaryota; Metazoa; Chordata; Amphibia; Anura; Pipidae
Gene: nt5dc2
Product: 5'-nucleotidase domain containing 2
Exons: 14
Coding region: 499-2622 (707 amino acids)
Source: RefSeq, a predicted model, not a curated record